Messenger RNA from Neurospora hispaniola, 903 nucleotides. RefSeq names its product beta-lactamase-like protein. The record is from RefSeq and is a predicted model, not a curated record. The coding region runs from base 1 to 903 and encodes 300 amino acids. Gene Ontology annotation, biological process: secondary metabolite biosynthetic process. Lineage: Eukaryota; Fungi; Ascomycota; Sordariomycetes; Sordariales; Sordariaceae. The transcript has a single exon.
AUGUCUUCAUCUGCAGUCCAACCGCCAAUUACUCCUCUCCCCGAAGUCACCCGCCUCAGCCCAACUGUCAUCCGCAUCCUCGGCGGCAACCCCGGCAAAUUCACCCUCCAGGGAACUAACACCUAUCUAGUCGGCACCGGCCCCCAGCGUCUCCUUGUCGACUCAGGCGCCGGCGAGCGCUCCUGGAUCUCCGCCCUACAACGGACCCUCACCGAGGAGAAAGCUCACAUAUCAGCCGCCAUCAUCACUCACUGGCACCACGACCACACCGGCGGGAUCCGGCACCUGCUCGACUGGAACAGCAAGAUCAACGUCUACAAGAACCAACCCACCUACCUACCAGGCUACCACGGCAGCCCAGUCUCGCUCGAGCAAAUUGGCACCCCACUUCUCCCCAUCGAAGACGGACAAGAGUUCAGCGUGGAGGGCGCCACGCUUAAAGCGGUGCACACCCCAGGCCACACGGUCGACCACAUGGUUCUCCACUUGGCCGAGGAGGACGCGCUCUUCACGGGGGACAAUGUGCUAGGCCACGGGACGGCCGUGUACGAGGAUCUGGGAGUGUACCUGAACAGUCUGGAGCAAAUGCGAGGGCUGUUUAAAGGGAAGGGGUAUCCGGGCCACGGACCGGUGGUGGAGGACGGGCCAGGCAAGAUUGGAGAAUAUAUUAGGCAUCGGCAGCAGAGGGAGGACCAAGUCAUUGCAACGUUAAAGAGGGACAGUGAAGAUGGAUGGACGCCGAUGGAAUUGGUUAAGGUUAUCUACCAGGGCGUGCCGGAAACUCUGCAUAUACCGGCCGCUGGAGGGGUGACGCAGAUCCUUUAUAAAUUGAGGAAAGAGGGGAAGGUGACGACGGCAGAUGGUGGUGAUCGAUGGCGGCUGACUGAUCGAUCGGCCCUGUGA